GGUCGCUGUUUCCUCAGUGAGCAGCAGAUUGUCUGUGAGGCUUUCCGGUUCCUCUCAGAUCAGCUGACUCUGAUGCUGCUGUCAGGAGACCUCACCAACUCUAUUGAAUGGCAACUAUGAAAAUGAUCAAGCCAUAGAAACGCUAUUAACAGAUUGUUCCACUAUUAACAGCCACAUUUUGUAUUCACAGUUUCCUCUAGCUGCUCCAGUGCUGUAACCAUGACAGAGUUUUGGUUGAUCUCUGCACCGGGAGAGAAGACCUGCCAGCAAACAUGGGACCAAAUGAUGGCAGCCACCACACAUAACAACAACCUCUCCACCAACCACAAGUUCAACAUCCCAGACCUCAAGGUGGGGACCCUAGAUGUCUUGGUUGGGCUGUCGGAUGAACUCGCCAAAUUUGACUCCUUUGUUGAAAGUGUGGUGAAGAAGGUUGCUCAGUACAUGGCCGACGUGCUGGAAGACAGUCGAGACAAAGUUCAGGAGAACCUGCUGGCCAACGGAGUUGAUCUUGUCACCUAUAUCACAAGAUUUCAAUGGGAUAUGGCAAAAUACCCCAUCAAACAGUCACUUAAAAACAUCUCUGAAAUCAUCACAAAGCAAGUAACCCAGAUUGACAAUGACUUGAAGUCCAGAGCAUCAGCUUAUAACAACCUGAAGGGAAACCUGCAGAACUUAGAAAGAAAGAAUGCGGGGAGCCUGCUGACCAGGAGCCUGGCUGACAUCGUCAAGAAGGAAGACUUUGUACUCGACUCAGAGUACCUCAUCACUCUGAUCGUAGUUGUGCCAAAGACGGCAUACGCUGACUGGCAGAAAACUUAUGAAACACUGGCUGAGAUGGUGGUUCCUCGAUCCACACAUCUGCUGUUUGAAGACAAUGACAGUGGACUGUUCAGUGUCACUCUAUUUAUGAAAGCCAUUGAUGACUUCAAACACAAAGCCAGAGAGAACAAGUUCACAGUGAGAGAAUUCCAGUACAACGAAGAGGAGAUGAAGGCAGACAAAGAGGAGAUGACACGGCUCUCCACGGAUAAGAAGAAGCAGUUUGGCCCACUUGUCCGAUGGCUCAAAGUGAACUUCAGUGAAGCCUUCAUCGCAUGGAUUCACAUCAAAGCACUUAGGGUCUUUGUGGAAUCUGUUUUAAGAUAUGGGCUGCCGGUGAACUUUCAGGCCAUGCUCCUGCAGCCAAGCAAGAAGACCAUGAAGAGACUGAGGGAGGUGCUCAACGACCUGUACAAACACCUGGACAGCAGCGCAGCAGCCAUCAUUGAUUCUGUGAUGGACAUCCCAGGCCUCGACCUGAGCCAGCAGGAGUAUUACCCUUACGUCUACUACAAGAUCAAUUGCAACGUGUUGGACUUUAAGAUGUAACACUUACCCCAUUUUGUUUUUAUGUUGAGUGUUGAAUAAGUUGGCUCUUUUCCUCCCUCCCCCCCCCUCACUGUUGCCUCUCCUCAUCAGCUGCAUGUUCAUUCCUUCUGGUGAAAAGGCUUCUACCACUUUUGCAACCAAAAAUACAGAAAAACACUUUUAAUUAUUGUGCUUGUUUACAGUUUAUUUUUCUUCUACACAUAUUUUUUCAUGUCAAAUGAAUAAUGCAAUCAUAUUGGAAAGUUGUAUAUUUACUGUGUCAUUCCACACUGGUGUGUAUUGAUAGCUGCGUCUUCUGUAUCGGUGAUUAGUGUUUACAUAAUGGUGCAAUGCUGUCACUGUACCCAUGGCGUCCAGAUCUGGUGUGUGUUUCUGAGAUUGUGGGGUCAGACAUUGUGUAACAAAGAUGUGACAUGAAUGUGUUCUUGUCUCAUGUUGUGGAUAUUUGCUGUUAAAUAAGAUCCGUAUCAGAGUAUUGUGUAAGCCAUUGAUUUAAUAAAUAUGAUUGAUGAAUAAAUCAUAUCAAAUGUG
This is a messenger RNA of Cottoperca gobio, 1902 nucleotides long. Its product is annotated as V-type proton ATPase subunit C 1-A-like. Bases 220 to 1371 code for a protein of 383 amino acids. The transcript is spliced from 13 exons. Gene Ontology annotation, biological process: proton transmembrane transport. Lineage: Eukaryota; Metazoa; Chordata; Actinopteri; Perciformes; Bovichtidae. Gene Ontology annotation, cellular component: vacuolar proton-transporting V-type ATPase, V1 domain; lysosomal membrane. The record is from RefSeq and is a predicted model, not a curated record. Gene Ontology annotation, molecular function: proton-transporting ATPase activity, rotational mechanism.